AUGUUUCGUCUGGUCCUUGCUCGGCUGGCGCCACGACUGGCGGCGGUGGUCACGAAGACAACCAAGACGAAGAGAGCGGCAGCUGCGGCUGCGGCUGCGGCAGCUGCGGCGGGAUCGACGGCGGUGGUGGCAGCGUGGUGCUCGGGUGAGACCGAGACACCGCCGCCGGGCUCAUCGGGCUCGUCGGGCUCGUCGGGCUCAUCAGGCUCGUCGCCAUCGGCUGAGACGGUGGUGGUCGGCAUUGAUCUGGGGACGACCAACUCGUGCGUGGCGGUGUGGCGCGGCGGCAAGGUUGAGGUCAUUCCAAACGAGGCUGGCGGGCGGACGACGCCGUCGGUUGUGGCCUUCACCGACAGCGAGCGCCUGGUGGGCGCCGAGGCUGUGGCACAGGCGCCGCGGAAUCCGGCCAACACCGUGUACGACGCCAAGCGGCUGAUCGGGCGGGCGUAUACCGACGCGGUGAUCCAGGACGACUUGGCGACGUGGUCGUUUGCGGUCAAGGCCGGACGCGAUGGUGUUCCGCUCAUCUGUGUCGACUACCUCGGCAAGCCGCGCGAGUUUACGGCGCAGGAGAUCUCGGCCAUGGUCCUUGCACGGAUGAAGGAGAUUGCCGAGGCGUAUCUCGGCCACGAGGUGGUGCGGGCGGUGGUCACCGUGCCGGCGUACUUUAACGACGCGCAGCGCAAGGCGACCGCGGACGCCGGCACCAUUGCCGGGCUCACCGUCGAGCGGAUCAUCAACGAGCCGACGGCGGCGGCGCUGGCAUACGGCCUCGAUGCCGCCACACCGGCAGGCGACGCCGAGAACCACGUCCUGGUCUUUGACCUUGGCGGCGGCACCUUUGAUGUCACGCUCCUCACGAUCGACAAUGGGCUGUUCGAGGUCAAGGCGACGGCCGGCAACACUCAUCUCGGCGGCGAGGACUUUGACAACAAGCUCGUCGACUUUCUGGCUUCUGAGUUUGAGCGCAAGUACUCGCGGAGCGUCCGCGGCAACGCCAAGGCAAUGCGGCGGCUGCGGGUGGCGGCCGAACGGGCCAAGCGGACGCUUUCGUCGGCGAACCGCGCGGCAAUCGAGAUCGACUCGCUCGUCGACGGCAUCGAUUUUGACACUUCGAUCACCCGCGCGCGGUUCGAGGAUCUCUGCGGCCAGCUCUUCCGCGAGUGCCUCGAGCCGGUGGCGCGGGUCCUCGACGACGCCGGCGUGGCCAAGUCGGCCGUCCGCGACAUUGUGCUCGUCGGCGGCUCGACGCGGGUGCCCAAGAUCCAGGCCCUGCUCUCGUCGUACUUUGGCGGCAAGGAGCUGUGCAAGUCGAUCAAUCCCGAUGAGGCCGUCGCCUACGGCGCUGCAGUCCAGGGCGCCAUCCUCGCAGGCGUCCGCGACUCGAAGCUCGGCGACAUUCUGCUUGUCGACGUCACGCCGCUCUCGCUCGGCCUCGAGACCGCCGGCGGCAUCAUGACCGUCCUCGUCCCGCGCAACACUCCGGUGCCGACCCGGGUGGAGAAGACGUUCACCACCCACGCACCGCGGCAGACCUCGGUCACCAUCAACGUGUUUGAGGGCGAGCGCGCGCUGGUCGCCGACAACCACCCGCUCGGCUCGUUCUCGCUCUCGGGUAUUGCCCCGGCGCCGGCCGGCGCGCCACAAAUCGACGUCCGCUUUGCCGUCGACGCCUCGGGCAUCCUCUCGGUCCGCGCCCUCGAUCGCGCCACCUCGGCCGAGGAGACCAUCACCAUUGACGCACACUCACGCGGCGCACUCUCACCCGACGAGCUCGAGCGCAUGGUCGCCGAGGCUGCGCAGUUUGCAGCCGCCGACGCCGCCGCCCGCGAGCGCGUUGCCGCCCGCAACGCUGUCGAGCGCUACGCCUUUGACACCAAGGACCGCCUCUCGGCGGCUGCCGGCGCUGACGGCGUCGGCGAGGCCCUUGUCGCCGUCGACAACACCCUCUCGUGGCUUGACGCCAACUCGGCCGCCGAGGUCGACGAGGUCGAGGCCAAGGCCGACGAGCUCCGCACUGUGGUUGAGCCUGUCCUCCGCAAGAUCAACGAGAACGACAGCGGCAGCGAGAGCAACGCCAGCGACGAGUAA
Thecamonas trahens ATCC 50062 is the source of this 2091-nucleotide messenger RNA. RefSeq names its product heat shock protein 70. Gene Ontology annotation, cellular component: cytoplasm. The coding region runs from base 1 to 2091 and encodes 696 amino acids. Gene Ontology annotation, biological process: cellular response to unfolded protein; protein refolding. Gene Ontology annotation, molecular function: misfolded protein binding; heat shock protein binding; ATP hydrolysis activity. NCBI's taxonomy places the organism in Eukaryota, Apusomonadida, Apusomonadidae. The record is from RefSeq and is a predicted model, not a curated record. The transcript is spliced from 2 exons.